Rhododendron vialii is the source of this 908-nucleotide messenger RNA. Its product is annotated as protein DOG1-like 4. NCBI's taxonomy places the organism in Eukaryota, Viridiplantae, Streptophyta, Magnoliopsida, Ericales, Ericaceae. The transcript has 2 exons. The record is from RefSeq and is a predicted model, not a curated record. Gene Ontology annotation, biological process: DNA-templated transcription. Bases 33 to 716 code for a protein of 227 amino acids. Gene Ontology annotation, molecular function: sequence-specific DNA binding.
CUCUCUCUCUCUCUCUCUCCAGAGUCCAAACCAUGGGCUUCCACCGCUUCUACGAAACCUGGUUCGACCACCUCCGCCUCCUGGUAGACCAACUCUCCCAAGCCCCGAAACCCCCCACCACCCAGGACCACCACCACGCCCUCCACCACCUGGUCCAGAAGGCCAUGGCCCACUACGCCGAGUACUACCGCGUCAAGUCCCUCGCCGCCAAGCACGACGUCCUCUCCGUCUUCGCCGCCCCCUGGUCCACCUCCCUCGAGCGCUCCCUGCUCUGGAUCGGCGGCUGGAGGCCCACCACCGUCUUCCACCUCAUCUACACCGAGUCCAGUAUAAUGUUCGGGUCGCAGAUUGUGGAUAUCCUGCGUGGGCUCCGGACCGGUGACCUUGGGGACCUUUCGCCGGCGCAGUUUCGACGGGUGAGUGAGUUGCAGUGUGAUACUGUUCGCGAGGAGAAUGCCAUCACCGACGAGUUGUCUGAGUGGCAGGAUGGUUCAGGUGAUAUGCUGGGGCUGGUAUGCGGAAAUACAAAUGGGAAAAUGGAACGGCUUGGGAGGGUUCUGGAGAAGGCGGAUGAUCUAAGGCUGAGGACGGUGCGGAACGUGGUUGAAAUGCUGACGCCGCAGCAAGCUGUCCAGUUCCUCACUGCGGCCGCCGAGUUGCAGUUCGGGGUCCACAUUUGGGGUUUGAACCACGACCGUCGUCGCUCCGACAAAUAAUCAGUGACCGAUCGGGAUCCCUCUCUCCUAUGCACCCUCAGUUUUGUUUUGUGUUUUUCAUAACCGGAUGUCCAGAACCGGAUGUUCAGAUCAAGUUGCGGACACCUCAACUAAUUUCGGAGUCAUAAAAUUAACAAUGCGACAAUCCCUCCAAUGGAAUGUUUGGCCUCAUAGAAUUCAAAUAUGUGAUUC